AGCUGCGCUGUGCAGUAGGAAUAGGAAAGACCAACUUUUCCCGGUUCCGCACGUGGCGCCAGCAAUGGGCGUCUCCGUAGCAACAGCAGCGGCGUCGUUUAUCUGUCUCUCUCUAAACCUCACCCUCUGCCACGUGUACCGAGAGUCCCCUUCGCUCGCAGAUACCGUCGCCAGUUCCGUGCCUGUCGCACGGACAGUGGUCGCCUCGGCCUCUCCCGCAGAAUGCGGCGAGCGGGUAUUUAUUCGCGCGAAGGACGCCGUAGCUGCGACAAUGCGCGACUACGGGAGUGCCGCUGGUCGCUUGAGCUGGCUGCCUGUGAUUGGCCGGGCGCCGUCCGGGGAGUGGAACGAACAGCAGCUGCAGGGCAGCCCAUGGCGUGCCACGUGUCCCACGCCCUUCCUCAAAACGGACACCUCUCUCCUUGCCCUGCCGCCUGCAAUAGCGUUCCUCAACCCCGCUGCCUUCACCUCUCUCCAAAGCCUCACCUCUGGCGAUGAGGACUAUAAAGAGGAUGGCGAGGGUGAGAGCGAGGUCUUCCCCUCCCCGGCCGAACUUGCUGCUGCCGCUGCUGCUGCUGGCAAUGAGGCCGAGCUCUGCAUUGAAAUCCGCAGGGAGAGAGGCAGGAGGGCGGAUAGAGCCUCCCGAAGGACUAGCAGACAAGCUGUGCCGCCCAGCAGGGAGGGAGUGGCCGGCAGAGGCAGAGGUGGUGGGAGGGAGGGGAGGGGUGAGACGGGAAGUAGGGGGGUCGCGGAAGGGGAGAGGAGAAGAGCUGAGGAGAGUGGGGAGGGGAGGAGGGGAAGGAGAAGCCGGAGGUGGGAGGACCAGGAGAGGGAAAGGGAGAGGAAGAAGCAGGAAGAGGUGUCUGCAGGGCGGCAGGAGAGGAGCGAGGAGAGGAGGAAGGGGAGAGGGGAGGAGAGGAGUCAGCGAGGGAAGGGAGGUGGGGGGGCGGGGGUGAGGGAGGAGGGGAGAGGAGGCGGUGGGAGGGGGAGAGAUGGGGAGAAGGGUCAGACAGCAGACAUAGCAUCGUCCUUGGAAGCAGCUAUGAGGCUGGUGCAAAUGGGCGAUCCCAGAAACGCACUUCAGAUAUUCACCAAGCUGCAGGAGUUGGGAGCGGAGGAGACAAUGGUGCUUCUGGCAUGGCGUGGCAUGGCGCACGCCCUUGCAGAGCAGUAUGACCAAGCACUAAGUGACUUUAACAAGGCCAUAGCGCAGUCGCCCAAGGCAGCGAGCCAGAUCCUCCGGCAGAGGGCAUCGGUGCUGGGCAUCAUGGGGAGGCACAAGGAGGCCAUUGCUGAUUGGACGACAGUGAUCAACGAGGAUCCAAAAGAUGCUGGCGCGAGACAAGAGAGAGGAGCGGCAUACGUGAACGCCAACGCCUAUUCUGACGCCCUGCCAGACCUCUACGCUGCCAGGGAGAUCGCCCCGAAGCUCUUCAAGCCGCACCUCUUCCUUGGCCUGGCGCUCACAGCAACAGGGGCGCCAUUCGAAGCCGUCAAAAGCUACGAGGCGGCUAUGGCGAUGAACCCGGGGGUGAAGGAGGGCUGGACCAACUGGGGGCAGACGAUGAAGGAAAUAGCUAUGUUCAAUGAAUCGGAGAGAUGCUACAAGCGAGCACUAGAGGUGGAUAGCAGUUUCCUGCUCGCAUACAAGCUGUGGGCGAAGCUAAGGCACAGUGUGGGCGAUCACAGCGGGGUGAUCCGUCUCCUACAGGAGGGACUCAAGCGCCACCCCAGCAAUGUGGAGCUGCGCUACUUUGAGGCGUCCUGCUACCACGCCACGGGGGACUUCUCCCAGGCCGUGACUCUCUACGAUCGCAUUCUCUCUCUGCAGCCGUCGGGCGAUGAGAGGUUCCAGUACCUCGCCUUCUACCAGCGGGAGAUAGCAGCACAUAUGGCAGUGAACGUGAAUGCGCCCUUCUCCCACUUCAGCCUCGACGACCACUUCAACCGCGUCUUCAAGGAGGGCUGGGCCAAUGCGCAGUUCCCAGGGCAACUACCAGCCAGGGGGUACCAGAUGCAGGACCUGCAGGCGGUGUUCCGCACACAAAGGCGGCAGCACAGGCGCAAGGGGGAGAGGAAAUUCGAGGCGAACCGAGAGGCGUUGCUGCAAAAAGCUGACGCCAUUGGGCGGCUCGUUCAGUACAACACCACUGGGUUCCUGCCUAACUUGCGACAGCAACAAGCAGCAGGUCUGGCAGCGCUAGACAUAAUGCAGACAGUGAGGAAGGCAUGGGGGGAGUGGAUGGGGAGGGGGCAGGUGGCGAGGGGCCUCAGUGCGGAGGAGGUGGAGGAGGGGGUGGGGGUGGGGUGGCGAGACGUGUAUGGCAUUGGUGUGAGAUGGAGGCAGAUUGCCGAACCCAACGACCCCAUCGUGUGGAUCGACGGGCUCACGCGGGAAGCAUUUGAGACCGGGUUCGGAUCGGUCACGCCUAUGGUGUCCGGGCAGACUCGAAACAUUCGCUACUCCAUGAAUGCUGACCGCGCGUUCAAGAUCGUGCGGCAGGAGAUGCUGCACCACGGCAAGGUGUACGGCGAGAUGGACGAGGAGAUUCCCCUCAGUCAAGAGGCGCUGAGGAAGGUGGAGCGGGCAACCAACUUCAACCAGCUGUGGGACGCCGUGCAGAGAGGCUUCUUUGUCUUCACCCCCUGCAAGAGCACCGCCUUCCCAGACAAGGUAUUGAACGGCACUCGCCUCACCAUCACUGCCACUGACCCCGGGCAGGAGUUUGCGAUUCGCACGCCGCUGACGCCCAACCGGUGGAGAGACUUCGACAUGGAGAUGGGGGCUGCAUGGAAGGACGUGUGCCUGGCAGUGGCACACACGUCUCUGCGUGCCUCCGAUCCUCAGGCCUACCGCAAGGCCAUUCAAGACAACAUCCUGCGCAUGGCGUACUACUGGUACAACUUCAUGCCAUUGGCCCGCGGCACGGCAAUGAACGGCUACGUGAUGACGCUAAGCCUGCUGCUGGCAGUCGACCUGCAAGUCUCCCAGCCCAUCCCCAGGGGCGUGCAGGUUGACUGGGAGUCCAUCCUGUGCCCCUCAUCUGACAUCUUCAUCAAGAGUGUCUCCUCGUGGCUCUACCCAGCGCUGGUUGAGGCUCCCGAUGCUGCCAGCAUUCCCAGCGUGCGAGAGCACUUCCCCACCAUCGGAGAUGUUAUCGAGGCACUCAGUAGCGCGUUCAAAGAGUGAUAGCUUCGACAGCUGUUAGUUGAGUGUGCAAUCCCCUCUGUAGUGGAUUCUAGUGGUGCCUCAAUGAAUGAAAACCCUAUGACAAGGAAAUUAGCCAAUGUAAUGGCAGUUGAGACCUACAAGUUGCUU
This is a messenger RNA of Closterium sp. NIES-67, 3319 nucleotides long. The record is from the annotation of a GenBank genome assembly. Lineage: Eukaryota; Viridiplantae; Streptophyta; Zygnematophyceae; Desmidiales; Closteriaceae.